AUGUCUAGAAUCACUAUUAAGCGAAUGCUCCUCGACAACUAGGAUAACACUGAUGUACUAAAGAAAUGGGCUAUGAUCGCUAAAAGAGGAAAAGAUUUUUUCUAGAGUGAUGAAGCAAAAUUCUUUGACUGCCUUUAUCAAAGAUGUUUCAGCUCUAUUUUGUAAAAACAUGAAAAAGUUUAAGAUUAUCAAAUUAAUAUAGCGUUGAAGUUCCUUGAUUUCUUAAAUCUCUACCUUUCCUCAACAUAGGACUCUUAAUUGAAGCAAUUUAUGCUCUAUUAUCUUCAAGAUUAAUAAACUAUCAUUAGAUGCAGAGUUAGCUCUAUCAUGGAAAAUCAAUAAUAUAAAGAUGCCUUAGUCAAGAGAUGCGAGGAGUUAAGGCAUUAUAUAAACUAUCUUGUAGCCUAAGAAAUUGAUGAAGAUGAAAAAAGAGAAAAUGAAUCGAAUGAUGAGAAUAAUGAUGAAGUACCAAUUACCCCCAAAACUCCUCAACAAAUUAGGGAUCUAAGGUUUUAUAAGAGACUUCAAUUAUUUACGAAUAUAUGCUACAAGCAAUUUCCAGAAGAAUUUACAAAAAUUACAUCUUAAAUGAUAGGUUCAAUUGAUUAGGAAGAAAACCUCAGAGAAAUCUUAAUGAGAUUUGACGAAAAGGAGCUUCAAAUAUUCUUCUAAACAUUAAAAAUCAACUUUCCCCAAGACCUUUAAUCUAACAAAUUUACUAACGAGUAGAUUAUGAUAGAGAUACUAAUAGAGGAUCUUACUAAAUAUUAAGGCCUCAAUAUUAGUUCCGAUAUCGCCAUAUUCCCAACUGAGGAAGAUAUAUUCAUGUCAGGAGUAAAUAUAAAAAAUCCAAAUUUUCCUCAGACAUAGUACCUAGAUAUAUAAGACAAACUGCUUAGAUAUUUCGACUAGGAAAUUGAUGAUGAGACAAUUUCAAUAAGAGGAAUAAUAGAAAGUCAAUUGAAAUAGCUCAGACCAUUAUUUGGCGAGGAGACUGGGGAUUUCAUAGAUUUCAUUGGAUAAGGUGAUAAAAGUGCAAAGAUUCUCAAGAUUAGCAUCAUUGAGGUUAAAGCUCCAAAAAUAGGUUAUUUAGCACCUAGUGAAGUAACAGCAGAGAUAUAGUUUAGUCUUAGCAAUCAUUCUACAUCAAGUCGCUAAGAAUGGUUGAAUCUAAAGCCUAAUUAACCACUAUUUUUCAUCUGUCUUGACAAAUCUCAUGAAAAACUCACUGAAUAAUCAGUGGAUCCUCUUGCAAAAGAAUAUGGGAUUAAGUUAGUUAGAGGAAGUUUCACUACACUUUAGCAUGAUUAAAAGCAUUAGGUUUGCAAGAUUUAAACUGAUAAAGAGACUAACAAAGAAAUUGUCUCAGUUAUUGUUAAACUUGACACAAUUCAAUAUAAGAAUGAUAUUCAAAAACUCAUGGUGCAAAAGUCAAAAUUCCUAGAGGAAAUUUACUCUGAAGCAUAACUCUUGAUAAAGAUUGACAGAAUAAUUGAUAUGAAUAAGAUUAGCAAUCUUGAGAUCAUAAAAACAUUAUACAAUGAUAAUUUAGGUAAGAAAUAAACUGAAGGCUGGCUAAAAAAUUUCCUCAUUGGUGCUUAAAAUGAGAAUGAUGAAUUAAAAUAGCAUAUGUUGAUUUCACCAAGUGAAUUAAAUAUAGCAAGUUAACUCCAAACUUAAACAAUUCUAUUUGAAGGAAAACCAGGAUAAGGUAAAACAUUAUUGGCAUCUAAGUUGAUCUAGACCAUUCAUAACUAGUAAUAAAGAACAUUGCUAUUGAGUAAAACUGAUUAAUCACUCAACUAAGCUCUUUAAGGUGUGCUAAAGAAUGGAAUAAGAGAUAAGGACAUUGUCAUCUUAUCCAAAAAUAAACACCUAAUCCCUUACAACCUUAAUCCUAAAUAUAGAAUCAAUGAACUACUAUCAAGGAGAGUUUAAUUCUUGAAUCAAGUUAAAUCUCUAGCUGAAUCAGUUAAUUACAAUGUUUUCCUAGAAUAUACUUGUGAGAGAGCAAAGAUAUUUUACGAUCAUUAUCUUCUACCUUUAUGGACUUCUUAUCUAGAGUAAAGCUUGACAAAAGAAGAUUCAAAUCAAUACUUAAAGACCAUGUUUCCCUUUAAAAGAUUUAUUAUCGAGUAUCUAUAACUUGAUAAUAAUGAUACCAAUAAUACUAAUGAUGUUGAUUCUAUGCUUUUUACUGAUAUUACCUGUGCGAAAGGUAGAGCAUAAGAUUAUUGGAUGCUUAUAGAUAUGAUUUUCUAAGAUCUUGAAAUGAUUUUGCCCUUCGAGAAUCUUAGAAAUAACAAGGAAAGGUAAAGAUAUAUAGUCUGCUCUUAGACUAAGGUAAUUGGGAUGACAAUUGAUUAUGCUAGAAAUAGCUUCAAGAAACUACAAAAAUCAGGCUUCAGAUUUGAUACCUUGAUUGUAGAUGAUGCCUCCUUAAUGAGUGAUAUUGAUAUUCAAAUAGCCAUUAAAUGCCAUCAAGAUUAGAAUGAAUUGAAGAAGCUUAUAUUAAUUGGUGAUGAGACACACUCGUAUUUCUUGCCUUAAUCAUGCUUUGAAAGAGCUCUCAGAUAAAAUUACUAGACUUUCAAAAUAAAGCCAGAAUAAGACUAGUAAAAUCUAUAGAAGACCACAAUAAAAGGAAUGGAAAAAAGUAGACAAAUAAUUAAUGUAGAAGAUUUUAAAGGGAAAGGAAUGGAACUAAACAUUAAAGAAGGUAAAGAUCAUAUAGUUACCAAUCUAGCUGAAGCUGAGUACUCAGUGGCUCUCUAUAUGUACCUGAGAUUAUAAUCAGCCAUCGAUAAUGAUAAAAUAGUCAUUUUAACCUCAGAAAGUGGUUAAAAAUAAUUGAUUAUUGAUUUACUGAAGUAAAAAUGCGGCUGGCAUCCACUACUAGGGUUUCCGAGAGAAGGAGUAUAGACUUUUGAUGAAUUCUAAGGUAAAAAUGCUGAUAUUGCUAUCAUAAGUUUGGUUUACACAUACUAAACUAGAGACUUUAUAAGGAAGAUAGACCAUAAUCUUUAUUCAUGGAUCAUUUCAAGAGGUAUUUAAGGAAAUUUCACAUUAUAAAGAGACAGCCUAUUUAGAUUCCUAAGAGAUUCAACUGCUGCUGAAAAUAGAAAUGGACUGUUAGAAAUUGAAUAAGGUGAAAUUUCAUCAUUCAUUUAGCUUUAUAAGGUUGAUCAGAAAAUUCUUGAGUUAAAAGAAUCUGAGUAAAUGCUAGUCGACCAAAAAUGA
This is a messenger RNA of Stylonychia lemnae, 3240 nucleotides long. Lineage: Eukaryota; Ciliophora; Spirotrichea; Sporadotrichida; Oxytrichidae. The record is from the annotation of a GenBank genome assembly.